GGUGUGACUUUGGAUGAGUACAAACAUUGCACUGAUAAGUUUAACGUUCAUGGUUUAUGGGAAUGGACAAAUUAUAAAGUUUCAGUUUAUGAACUUCCAUUAGAGCUAUAUGAAACUUGUAUUGACACAAUUACUUCAAAAAUAAUUGAGCAAUGCUUUCCUGUUAAAAGAACAAAUGCCAGAACUCGCGCUAAUCGUUCUAGAAAAGAGGCUGACACAUCAUUUCGUCCAAUGAAACUGGAAGUGCCUACACAAACUGGAAGUGAUAGAAAGCCAAAUAUUAUUGUGGAAGUCGCAUACUCUGAAAGUAUAAAUCACAUCUUCGAAAAGGUGAAAGAUUACUGGUUAAAGGAUCUUAGUCAUGCACAUGAUGUAAUAGUUGUUAAAAUCGAUCUGAUUUUUGAGGACGAAACACCUUCGCGCAUGUGA
Messenger RNA from Diversispora eburnea, 429 nucleotides. Lineage: Eukaryota; Fungi; Glomeromycota; Glomeromycetes; Diversisporales; Diversisporaceae. The record is from the annotation of a GenBank genome assembly.